Molecule: messenger RNA, 123 nt
Organism: Peronospora matthiolae
Lineage: Eukaryota; Oomycota; Peronosporomycetes; Peronosporales; Peronosporaceae
Source: the annotation of a GenBank genome assembly
AUGGAAUUAUUUAACGGAACAAACUACACGUUGUGGGCGUUCAAGAUGAAGAUGUUCAUCACGUCUAAGGGACAAUGGGAGGCAGUGAAUGGUGGAGCGGCCGUCACAGCAUCUCAGGAGUAG